CUCUCACAAAAAGGUGGACAUUGUAGGCCACUCUCAGAUCGCUUGCCUAACUUUCCAACAGCAAGGCAUCGUAAGAACAGUCAUGGCACCCCCAAUUGUGACCGCCACUAUCCAAACCGCGGUCAUCUCAGCCUUCUCCAAUGUUCUCGCCCAAGCCAUCACCGCUCAUCAGUCCAACACCCCGCUGGUAAUAGAUUGGAUCCCCGUCUUCCAAUACGCCCUCUUCUCGCUCCUCUCCACCCCACCCAACUUCCUCUGGCAGGACUAUCUCGAGUCGACCUUCCCGGCCUACCACAUGGCGCCGACGCGCGAGGCAGUCGCGUCCGCGGCUGCGUCCAACGACGCCGAGCUCGACGACGAGGCGGCACACGGCCGCAUCGUCGAGCCCAGGCUCAACAAGCGCAAUACCGUCGUCAAGGCCCUGCUGGACCAGACGGUGGGCGCCGCCGUCAAUACCAUCCUGUUUAGUCUGUUUAUGCAUGGUAUCAGGCGGGGCAUGGCCCAUCACUAUGCGCCCGGGGCGGGUGGGAAGGCCGGUGCGGGGUUGGGGUCUCUGUUCGGGAGGGAUGCAGUGAGGUACGACGCGGUGGAGUGGCCGAGCGUAUGGGAGGCGGCCAAGGGGGAGUUCUGGGGCCUGAUCUUGGCCGGGUGGCGGUUCUGGCCGCUGGUCAGUUUGAUCAACUUUGUGUUUCUGACCAGCAUUGAGGCGCGAAGCUUGGUGGGUGCGUUGGCUGGGUUGGGUUGGGGAAUCUAUCUCAGUUUGAUGACGGCGCAGUAAUGAGAAGGUGGGAGUGUCUGGGGUUCCUGAUGUAGAAAGCAUGCGUUGCCAUGUAUGGCUAGAGUCCAGUUCAUUUUAACGUGGUCUAGGACAGCAGUUGGUGCUUGGUGGAGUUGACAAGCCAACGUUCACUUACGCACAUGGAUUAGACAUUGAAUACAGCUGGUGUUCUGAGUUGGUG
This is a messenger RNA of Parathielavia appendiculata, 959 nucleotides long. RefSeq lists its product as uncharacterized. The transcript is spliced from 2 exons. The record is from RefSeq and is a predicted model, not a curated record. The coding region runs from base 83 to 778 and encodes 231 amino acids. Lineage: Eukaryota; Fungi; Ascomycota; Sordariomycetes; Sordariales; Chaetomiaceae. Gene Ontology annotation, cellular component: cytoplasm; membrane.